Messenger RNA from Bursaphelenchus okinawaensis, 4579 nucleotides. NCBI's taxonomy places the organism in Eukaryota, Metazoa, Nematoda, Chromadorea, Rhabditida, Aphelenchoididae. The record is from the annotation of a GenBank genome assembly.
AUGCUGAUCAAUUCGUGGCCGAAACUCUUUACAUGGUUAUUCUUGGCAAACCAGCUUCAGGUCCUUGUUGCUGAUGUUGAAUUGAAGCCUGACAGAAAAUCAGAAUACGAACUGGCUUGUAAGUUUUGAAUUUCUGUUUCUUUUGUGAUUUUUUUUGAAUUUGGACGUUUUUGGACUUUUUUUUAUUAUAAUGUCAAUGUUUUUGCGCCUUAUUUUUUGAUUUUUAUAAAUUUUUUAUUCUUGGAAUGGGUAAUUAGUUUCUUUGUGUUAUAUUACUGAUGGCUGUUUCAGUGAAUGGUGUGUGCUCAUCGUUGAUAAUCAAGUUCGAUAUCGACGAGUUCAGAGAGAAAUACAAAGACGAAGCUACGAAUGUCUUCAAAGGUAAUUUUUAAAUCUUUAUUUUACUUAUAUGUCUUUGUUUAUCAAUUUUUUUUAUGUAUAUGAAGGCCUAUAUUCAGAAUUAAGAUAGCUCGUGUUAGGUCUAACUCUAUUUAUAAAUUUAUUCGAUGUGUGAAGCUAGUUUUUGCUAUUCUUGGUUAUUCGUGGCGAAUGAGCUGUGUACAAGUUUUUAAAACUAUGACUGAUGGUUAUAAAAGGUGAUUUAUAUACUACCCCAGGUUCUAAAUGUAUUUGGGUUCAGUUUAAGUUGCUCUAAUCUAUUUGAAUUUAGGAAUUUUAUCCGAACAGAGUGGUGCAGGCUUUUGGAAGAACGAAAUCGCUCGUGCUUACGCGAAUGCUUUGGCUGGUUCGAUUUUGGCCUUUUCUCAAUCGGACUGUCGCUUCAUCAACGGCGAUAUGCACAUCGACUGGGUUCAUCCGUUCAGUUUUGGUUUGUCCACGAUGCUGAGACAUGUUUACGUUGUAAGUUGGGGCGGGAAUUCUUUUGGUAGAGGGGUGUUUUUACAAGUUGGGCUUAAAAUUAAAAAAUUUUUUGAGACUUUCUCCUCCCCGCCCCUUCUCCCACUGCUUGGCCUUAGGGGUUAAAAACGGGUUGUUUAGACUAUUUUAAUGUUUCUUACUAAAUCUUAUCAUUUUAAUACGUUUUUAACUUUAGGUCACUGGAACUUUAUCCGGCUUUGCAGCAGCCGCUUCUGGUCGUGGUCGUAUUGACUUGACCGGCAUUAACCGUGUCAUGAACCGCGACAACAAGCCAUACAGUAUCGACUUUGAUCUGAUGCGAAAGGAAGGUGAAAAUAUCCUCCAACUUAUGAUGUUUGAAAUGUAUCAGGGAAUGUGUGAGUUUUUGAUGGUUUUGUUUGUGUUUAGGUUGUUUCAAGUCUUUAAAUGGUCAAGCUACCUGUGGACGACUUUUUAGAUUGAUUUUUUAUUAGGUUGACUCGAAACUAGCGGGACACCUUUUAGUUGAAAAAUAAAGGAAAAGUGUCCCUUUACUUUCUGUGCAAUCUAAUGUUUUGUCUUUUAUAGGGGUCGGAGGAAAGCUGCACGUUUCUGAGUACGUACUCACUGAUUCAAACACCCUCAAGAAGGGCACGGUUAUGGAUGCGGCCUUGACUAAGAAUGUUAAUGCUCGUGGCGUUCAAAUUCAAUACAACCGUCUUUCCGGGUAUUCUGUAAAUCAUAUUGCGAUUGGGGAUUCGUCUUGUGCCAACGGAAAUCUGCCGGAUAAGACGUGUUGUCCAGAAAAGUGCAAACUCGGGUGCUUUAGUACUUCAAAGGGUGUAGGCUGCUCGGUGAGUUAUAUAACGUUUUAUUGUAGUAUGUGUAAUGGCGAAAAGGGAUGUAUAAGUUCAUGUAGUAGCGGAAGGGAAUGUAUAAGUUAAUGUUGUAGCGAAAAGAAAUGUAUAAAUAGUAAUUGUGUGUGCUGUAGUAGCGAUGUUAUUCAACUUGUGUUUAUUAAAUUUGUUUAGAGUUGCCCGGAAGGUUCAUAUUGGAAUCAUGGGAGCGAGGACUGCGUAACAUGCAACAACGAAAACAUUUUGGAUCAAUUCUGUGUUGCUGGGGAAAAGUCCCAGUGUCCUCGUGGGUUUUAUUGACUUGCCAUUUAUUAUAUUAGGUUUAAGUUUUAUUUUGUUUAAGUUUAUAUGAGAUACAAAUAAUUUUGUGCCUCUUUUCAUGGCAAAUUUUUGGGAUUAGGGGGUACAGAGUUAUUUGAACAACUUUAUACUAACCUAAUAUCAAUCAUCUAGUACUAACCUAUUAUGAAUCAUCUAAUACUAACUCAAUGUACAAUCUACUUCCCUAAAAUAGUUACUUCUGCUUAUUUUGGUAGUCUAUAUCAGUUUUUUUGCAGCACCAUUGGUUCAGAUCGGAAACACUUGCUCGUACACAUGUCCCGCCGGUACCUCGAUCUCGGAAUCAAUGGAUGAAAUUCGCAAAAAUAAAGUUUCUACAGUUCCGGUAUGCAAGCCUUGUUCUUACACCUUUUCCCGCAGCGACUUUACCUUCCCGAGAGCAAAAACUUGUGCUAAAAGUAAGGUUUUUUGGAGGUUUUGUGCUCAUAAAUCAUUUGAAUGAUGUAUUAGGUUUAACCUAAAGAAGCGGGACACUUUUGAAAAUCGAAUGAAAAGUGUCCCGCUACUUUUGUUCAACCUAAUAAUAGGAGGUAGGAGUGGAGAGCUCUAGCCCCUACCUUAAUGUACAGACGUUGAUAUAACUCGUUUCGUUUAGCCUGCACUCACACUGGCUUGUUGACCCUGUUCAAUGGCUUGGAGGACUGCAAAAUUCUGAUCGGCAAUGUCAUCAUCAACCAGUGGACAAUGGGACAGCGCACCUCACUCGAGAUGAACGAAAGGUUUAUCAAGUUCUUUGAUCAAUUCCAACAAAUUUAUGGAAACGUUAUUGUGCACGACCUUCUGAACGUUGUCACCUUUGACUACUUCCGCAAUUUGCGUGGCGUCGAAGGGUGAGUCUGGCAAGGUUUAUAUUUUUGGUAUUUGGGGACAUUUUAUGCUCUUUCAUCCUAUAUAUCCUUCCUAUAUAGGUCACGUUUUAUAACACGAGGGAUUUUGUGCAACUCUUUUGUAAGGGGGAUUCUUUGCGAUAUAAUUGAAUAAGUUUUUUGUUUUCAGUACGUUGAGCUUCUUGGACAAUGACAUGCUCGCUCACCUGCCGCUGAAUUCCAUGUCGACGGGUGGCAUCGCGAACCUCACGCUCAAGAGAAACCAUCGUUUGAACGUGGCGGCACGUAAAAACUUUAUUAACCGCGUGGUUCGUGGAAAGAAGCAGAUUUGGUACAACAUGAAGCCCACGACCUACCAAGGAUUUGGUGCGAGCGUUGAGGAAAUGUACGACAAUUACGCAACUCUCACUUAUCCUACUUACGAUGUCAUUUCGUGCCCAAGUAACACGCCAUUUGUGGUGAAGGAUCCCAAGGGUAAAAAUGUGAGGAUUUUUUUUUGUAAUCAAUUUUUUGUCUUAACAUGGGAGUCUAAAUUCACCUUUUUCAACAUUUUUAAAUCCUGUUGGGUUUUUUGAUUCACAAGGAAAGUACUGGACCUGACAAACUCAGAAACAGCUCAAAUUUUAUAUAAAUCAUUUGUACCACCAAUAGUACCCAUAAAAAAUUUUAGCUCGCGAUUUUGAGUUUUAAAAUUUGAACAACCUACUCUAAUAUAAUAUGAACAGUCUAAUUUAAUCUACUCUAAUAUAAUAUGAACAAUCUAAUACUAUAAUAUUUAUUACAUUUACAGACGUGCAAAAAAGAUAUUCCGACUCCUGAUGGUUCAUGUUCAGAGACUUGUGAUGGUGGAUGUGUGGACAAUGGACAAACGUCGUGGCAUUGCGCCAAAUGCAAAGCCCUGGAGGUGGAUGCGGUUAACGUGCAAACUUGUGUCGGUGAGCAGUGCCCGGUCGGAUACUUUAAAGAUGGCAAGAAGUGCCGUAGAUGUCACCGCAACUGCAUUAGGUCAGUAUGGCGUUUUUAGUUUGGAAGGGGAGGAUUGGAAUGUUUUGAAGCGGUCCAGAGUCUCACGCUCCAGAAAUUGAAAUUGGGCUUUGUUUUUAAUUUUAAAAAGUUUUCUCUAGUGAUUGUUGAUUUUUAGCUGCACCAAGUACACGGAUACUCAUGGUAAAGAAUGUAGCUGCCAACUCGUCUAUUUGAAUGUGAAUCAUACUGUAAGUUGAAGGCUUUUGUACAUUGUUACGUAUAGUAUGAUAACUUAGUCUUUACAAAGCCCAACUCAGCUUUUACUUUAGUCCUAUUAAGAAAAAGUGGCAAGAACUUUCUUUACAAAGCUAAAAAUUGCAAGAACUUUGUUUACAAAACAAAAAGUGCCAAGAACUUUACUUACUAAACGGUAAAUGGCAAGAAUUUUUUUUGGCAAAGCAAAAUAUGGCAAGAACUUUCUUUAAAAAGCAAAAUAUAGCAAGAACUUUCUUUACAAACAUAAAAUGGCAACAACUUUAUUCUAAGCACGAGUUGGUACUACCUUGUCUUACCAAACCAAUGAGUUUGUAGUACUUUGAGUAAGAUCUGGCUGAAAAGCGAUUGUGAAAUAACCUAACUUCUCUGUUUCAGUUGGCUUGCUUCCCGUUCAUCUCGUCUCACAGUGGCAUGGGUGAAGACGCCUUCACCACCGUCAUCCACAACAUCUUGUCCUUCGAAGACGAAAAGUUAUAA